Alternaria rosae is the source of this 998-nucleotide messenger RNA. RefSeq lists its product as uncharacterized. The transcript has 2 exons. The record is from RefSeq and is a predicted model, not a curated record. Bases 86 to 871 code for a protein of 261 amino acids. Gene Ontology annotation, molecular function: oxidoreductase activity. Lineage: Eukaryota; Fungi; Ascomycota; Dothideomycetes; Pleosporales; Pleosporaceae.
GUGGGUGCAUUGAAGUGCUAUAAGAUCCGAUUGAAAGCUCCCACUUUAGCUUCCUCUACAGAACCCAUCUUGAACGAUUGCCAUCAUGUCUGCUCCGUCAAACCCAACAACAUUUCCUCUACAGGGUAAGGUUGCCAUUGUCACAGGCGCUUCGCGAGGGAUUGGGGCUGGCUUGGCGUUAGAGCUGGCGCGAAGGGGAGCAAAGGUCACUCUCGUCUACACGUCGCCAAAGAGCGGGAAGCUAGCAGAAGAGGUUGCAUCGAAGAUCGAAUCACUUGGCAAUGGUAGCGCAUCGAGAGUUGUUCAGGCGGACCUCAGACAACUCGAUGCGCCUGAAAAGAUUGUGUCUGCGACUAGGGAAGCGUUCGGUGACAAGAUCGACAUCUUGAUCAACAACGCUGGUGUUUUGAUGAACAGAUCCAUCACGGAAACAACAGCAGAAGACUACGCCGCCAUAUUUGACGUCAAUGUUCGCGCGCCUCUUCUGCUGACUGGGGCGGUUGUUCCACAUCUACGAGCACCAGGUCGCAUCAUAAACAUGUCGUCCAUAGGCGCCCGACUAGGUUUUGGGAACCUAACUCUCUACACCGCAUCCAAGGCAGCCAUAGAAGGCGUGACUCGGAGUCUGGCACAAGAGCUAGGCGCUGCAGGACACACCGUCAACGCGGUUGCGCCUGGCCCCACCGAAUCAGAGAUGCUGGACGAUGUACCAAAGGAUAUCGUAGAGGCCCAGUUGAAGCAGACUGCUGUGGAGAACAGAGUAGGGACUGUGGACGAUAUCGCAAGAAUAGUGGCCUGGCUCUGUGGCGACGACGCGAAAUGGGUUUCGGGUCAGGCGAUAUCCGCAUCUGGUGGUUUCCUGAAGCUUUGAGUGGAUUCUGUCAUUGUUUUAGCAGCAAAGCUUCUCGUUUGAUAUGGAAGCUUCAAGUGGAGCUCGGUCACGGUGUUUGGGUUCCAAGACCGGAGAUGUUUGGACGGGAAUAGAUCGGAUUUAGUAG